AUGGUCUACGGUGUCGUUGCUACGAAGAUUUGUAGUUUCACAAUCAGUAGUCCACGAGAAGGAAGGAGGCGUCAAGAAAGUUGGGGAAAUCGGGAGGAGGGUAUCAUGAGCAUAUUAGCCCACAGUAGCGCCACAGCUAGUGUUAGCGUGCGGAAGAAACGGCAUGUCCGUAUGCACCUCACCUCACAUCGCUUGUCUCAUAUCGGUGCAAUCGACACCAACGAGCAGAGUCGCGGUUUGGAAGUCGACGACUUGGAUGAGUCUUGA
Plenodomus lingam JN3 is the source of this 267-nucleotide messenger RNA. The record is from RefSeq and is a predicted model, not a curated record. NCBI's taxonomy places the organism in Eukaryota, Fungi, Ascomycota, Dothideomycetes, Pleosporales, Leptosphaeriaceae.